AUGUACAACAAAGUACAAACACGAACAUAUUCUGCUGCUUCAAAGCAAGGACUCCCUAAUUCUACAAUACCUAUUUCUUUAAUUGACCUUUUGGACAGGUCAGAAAUACCAAAGGUCAGAUUGAACCCACCCGUGUAUCAAAUCUCUAAUAAAUAUUAUGCUAGUCGUUGCUUUGACAUUUUGGACCAAUACUCUUCAUGGCAUUCAGGUUAUGUUGGUUUUGAUACUGAAACUACAGUUCGUAGGCAACAAAACCAUGGAUUAGUUUCAAUGAUACAAAUUGCAACACGUGACUUAUGCUUUUUAUUUCAAGUGUACCGUAUUACGCAAGGGAAUUGUAAAGAGUUUCCACCAAUACUCAGCCAAUUUUUAAGUAAUCCGAAUAUUUUAAAAGUUGGAGUCAAUGCGACUCAUGACGCAGAAUGGUUAAAGAAAUCAUAUGAUAUUCAAUGCCAAGGGAUUGUUAAUCUAGAGAAUAUUGCUAAAAGAAAAGGAUAUUCAGCAGGAUCAUUGUCAGAGUUAACAUUAAUGUUUGGAGAUCCGGGACUUGUUUUGGAAAAAAAUAAAAAAAAGAUACUGAAAUGGAAUUUUGAUGCGGCAACAUUAGAUCCUGAAUUAAUAUUAUAUGCAUCUGCUGACGCAUUUGCGGGAAUUCAAGUGUAUGAGAAUAUUCUUGAAGAUAGGAUGAAUCCUGAUUAUUUAAAUUAUGAAAGCAUGAAUCCGAUGUCCAGGGAGGAGGAAGAAGAAGAGAUUUAUGAAUUACUUUUAAGUUCUUAUCCAAAAGGCAAAGCUCAUAAACUGAACGUUUUUAUCAACUUACUUGAAAGUAAGUAUGGUCGUUGGAUUAAGACCAAACCAAAAAAACUUGAUCGGCACAACGAAGUGAACAAAACAAUUGAAAAAUUUAUUGAAGAUGGACGUCUUAUCGUUGUUGAGGAAGAAAAGCAAAUAGAUUACGUUGAUGAACAAAAUGAAUCCGCCAACGGGAUUCAAAGUUCUGAAUCUGUAAGCGCCACUAUCGACAAAAUUGAUACGUUGGUUAAACUUCCUGGUAUAUCGAUUGAAACUAUUGUAUCAAGUUCUUAUGCAGAUCAAUUUUUCAUUUCAAAAGGUCUUGAUUCAGAUGAUUGCAUAUUUUUUAAAGAAAUUUCGUCACAUAUAUUGAAAGCCACAAAAAAAGAAUCGUUAGUGCAUAUAUAUAUUAAUAAUGGAAAAAAACAAUCUUUGGCUAAGGACGAUCAACUUAUUAAAGAAAGGCUCGAUAUUUUGAGCCUAAAAGGUGCUUUAAUACCAGGUAAAAAGUGGAAUACACUUAUGUUCCACCCUGAUUGGCUAAAAGAAUUGGAAGUGGGUUACGAAGAAUUCAUAACUGCGCAAAAACAAGUUAUUAAAGAUGUGAAGGACGAGAUUUUGAUUAAUAGUAAUGAUAAAACGAAAAAUGAAUAG
Messenger RNA from Scutellospora calospora, 1446 nucleotides. The record is from the annotation of a GenBank genome assembly. NCBI's taxonomy places the organism in Eukaryota, Fungi, Glomeromycota, Glomeromycetes, Diversisporales, Gigasporaceae.